Lycium barbarum (goji berry) is the source of this 1762-nucleotide messenger RNA. Its product is annotated as lysM domain-containing GPI-anchored protein 1-like. Bases 283 to 1524 code for a protein of 413 amino acids. The record is from RefSeq and is a predicted model, not a curated record. Lineage: Eukaryota; Viridiplantae; Streptophyta; Magnoliopsida; Solanales; Solanaceae. The transcript has 5 exons.
CUCACUUUCUUUCAAAUAAAAACUAUACUUUCCUUUCUCCCCUUACCAAAAAACACCCCCCAGGCUACCCCACCCCCUCGUCACCACCCCACCCCACUAUUCAAGAAAACCCUUUACUGUCUUCACUCUCUCAAACCCCAAAUCCUCCCAUUUUUUCUACUAAAACAGAAAAGAAUCCUUUUUGUUGUUGUUGUUGUUGUUGUUGUGUUUCUGCAACUUCUUGCUGUGGAACCAAGAAAAGUAGUGUAGUGAGGUAAGAGGGAAAAAGGGUAUCUUGAAAAAAUGCUACAUUUCUUGUUCCUACUGUUGAGCUUGAACUUCAUCUAUCCAACAACCUCAAAAUCCACCAUCGAGCCAUGUUCCAACUCUGACACUUGUUCAUCUCUUCUUGGUUACUCUCUUUACACUGACCUUAAAGUUUCUGAAGUUGCUUCACUUUUUGAAACAGACCCAAUCUCUCUUCUAACUACAAAUGCUAUAGACAUCUCAUAUCCAGAUGUUGAAAACCACAUACUUCCAGCUAAACUCUUCCUUAAAGUACCUGUUAAAUGCUCUUGUGUUGAUGGGAUCUUUAAGUCUGCUUUUGUUCAUUACAAGAGUAGACCUUCAGAUACUUUGUCUUUAAUUGCUGAUACUAUCUAUGGUAGUCUUGUUUCUGCUGACCAGAUCAAGGAGGGGAAUCCUAAUGCUGUUGGUCCUGACCCUUCAGUGUUAAAUGUUGGGACUAAUCUUUGGAUUCCACUUCCUUGCACUUGCUUUAAUGGGACUGAUAAUAAUCUUCCUGCUAUUUAUAUGUCAUAUGUUGUUAGACCUGUGGAUACUCUUGCAGGGCUUGCUGCUAGGUAUUCUACCACUCUUACUGACCUUAUGAAUGUUAAUGCAUUGGGUGGUCCUUCUAUUAAGGAGGGUGACAUUCUUUCCAUUCCCUUGUCUGCGUGUGCAUCUAGCUUCUCGAGAGCUGCCUCAGAUUAUGCCUUAUCUGUUGCGAACGGGAGCUAUGCUAUUACAGCUGGCCACUGUGUGCAAUGCAGUUGUGGACCAGGGAAUCGGAAUUUGUACUGCACGCCAGCUUCCUUAGCAGUUUCUUGCUCAAGCAUGCAGUGCAAGAACAGCAAUCUCAUGCUCGGAAAUGUUACUGUACAACAGACUGGCGGUGGUUGCAAUGUGACUUCUUGCAAUUACGGUGGCCUUAUUAAUGGAACCAUCAUUACUACAUUAUCCUCAUCUCUUCAACCUCGAUGCCCUGGACCCCAGCAAUUUCCUCCACUUGUUGCCCCACCUACAUCAGUGGGCCCAGACUUAAUGUUUGCUCCUGCCCCUUCACCUUCUGAAUCUGGUGGUGCUCCCAUGAAUGGUCCACAUUCUCCUGUGGUGCCCCAAUCUGGCUCAGUCAUAGCGUUUCCACCUUCAGGUGGACCAAGUGGAAGUUCAUCUUCUGCUUGCUCGUUGGACCCUUUUGCUAGUUUUCCGAUUGCAGUUUUCUUGUAUUUGUCUAUGAAGUACGCGAUCUCACUUCCAUUAUAAUCCUCAUGUGUUGUGGAUGACCAGGUGAGGGAGUUUUCCCCUAUUAGAUUAAAGAGGAAGGAUGUGGAAUUUUUGUGUAGUGUAUUUUUCACUUGAAGAUUGUCGGGUUUACUAUUUAUUGCUCCCAAAUUGUGAAUUAAUUUUGUGAUUUUCUAUUUUUUUUUGUUGUUGUGUGAAUUGUAAUUCUAACCCUCAUGUAUGACCAUUGAUAUCUGUGUAUCUGGUUUUGCAUUGUCUA